AUGGCUCCCAAGAGUCUCCUUGGUUUGGGCUUAUCCCUUCUGCUUCUUCUUCAAGGAGCUGUUUCAGUUGAUUAUGGAUCAGCCCUCACCAAAUCUAUAUUGUAUUUUGAAGCUCAAAGAUCAGGGAAGUUGCCUUCUAACCAGAGAGCUAAAUGGCGAGGAGACUCUGCCUUGAAGGAUGGCGGUGAUGCUGGGGUUGAUCUAGUGGGAGGAUACUAUGAUGCUGGAGACAACGUGAAGUUUGGAUUUCCCCAAGCAUUUACAGUGACGAUGCUUUCAUGGAGUGUUAUCGACUUCGGGUCACAGCUAUCAGCCAAGAAGGAACUGGACAAUGCUCUUGCUGCCAUUAAAUGGGGGACAGACUACUUCAUAAAAGCUCACCCGCAGGCUAAUGUUCUAUACGGCCAAGUUGGAGAUGGUGAUGCAGACCAUGCAUGCUGGCAACGACCCGAAGACAUGACCACGCCUAGAACUUCUUACAAGAUCGAUGAGCAGCACCCGGGUUCGGAUCUUGCCGGAGAAACUGCGGCCGCAUUUGCUGCUGCAUCCAUUGCCUUUAGUAAAUCAGAUCCUGACUAUUCUUCCCAACUUUUAGGCCAUGCCAAGCAGUUAUUUGAUUUUGCAAACAGUCACCAAGGCAUGUACCAGAACAGCAUUCCACAAGCGCACUUCUACUCUAGCAGUGGAUUUCAGGAUGAACUGUUGUGGGCAGCUGCAUGGCUGUACCGCGCCACAAAUGAUAAAACCUACUCAGAUUAUCUUAGUAGUUCUGGAAACACAGGCGGCACCAGAACCAUGUUUUCUUGGGAUGACAAGUACUCUGGAGCCCAAGUCCUCGUCGCCAAGCUUAUUUUGGAGGGGAAAGCUCCAAACGAUGGUAACUGGGGAAACUACAAGAAUCAGGGAGAGCAGUUCAUUUGCAACGUAAUCCAGCAAGGAAGCAACAACGUCAAGAAAACUAAUGCAGGGGCAUUGUGGUGGGAUCCAUUCAACAAUCUUCAGUACACCACCUCGGCUUUAUUCCUCACAGCCUCCUACUCCGACUCCCUUUCUGCUGCCAAGGACAGCCUCAACUGCCCUGCUGGUUCCAUAUCUCCUGACGACCUCAUCUCAUUCGCCCGUUCACAGGUGGAUUACAUACUUGGGAAGAACCCUAAGGGUAUGAGUUACAUGGUGGGGUAUGGGUCGAGUUUUCCGCAGCAGGUUCAUCACAGAGGAGCAUCCAUUGUGUCGAUCCACGAGAAUGGGGCGCCAGUGACAUGCCAGGAAGGUUUUGAUAAGUGGUACAAUAGGCAGGCACCGAAUCCGAAUGUGCUGGAGGGGGCCAUUGUUGGUGGCCCAGAUCAGGGGGACAACUAUGGGGACUCUAGGUCUAAUUUCCAGCAGGCUGAAGCUGCCACUGCUAAUAGCGGACCCAUUGUUGGGGUUCUGGCCCGGCUCGCCUGA
Molecule: messenger RNA, 1446 nt
Organism: Vitis riparia (riverbank grape)
Lineage: Eukaryota; Viridiplantae; Streptophyta; Magnoliopsida; Vitales; Vitaceae
Product: endoglucanase 14-like
Exons: 6
Coding region: 1-1446 (481 amino acids)
Biological process (GO): carbohydrate metabolic process
Molecular function (GO): hydrolase activity, hydrolyzing O-glycosyl compounds
Source: RefSeq, a predicted model, not a curated record